This is a messenger RNA of Scophthalmus maximus (turbot), 2744 nucleotides long. RefSeq names its product RAB32a, member RAS oncogene family (gene rab32a). Gene Ontology annotation, molecular function: GTP binding; GTPase activity. Gene Ontology annotation, cellular component: Golgi apparatus; vesicle; trans-Golgi network. Lineage: Eukaryota; Metazoa; Chordata; Actinopteri; Pleuronectiformes; Scophthalmidae. Bases 158 to 799 code for a protein of 213 amino acids. Gene Ontology annotation, biological process: vesicle-mediated transport. The record is from RefSeq and is a predicted model, not a curated record. The transcript is spliced from 3 exons.
AAUCAGAAAAGUGUUUGUCGGGGGGUCGAAUGUCAUUUCUUUCGCAUCAGGCCCUCAGUUCCCUUUCCGCCAGCCGCCCGCAGGAAGCCUCCAUGAGCGACGCGCGCGGAGAAGCUGCCUUGACUUUUUGAGCGAAGUUGCCCGCGAGUCCGUGAGCAUGGCCGGGGGCUCGGUGUCCGAGUGCAAGGAGUACUUGUUCAAAGUGCUGGUGAUCGGCGAGCUGGGCGUCGGCAAGACGAGCAUCAUCAAGCGCUACGUGCACCAGCUCUUCUCGCAGCACUACCGCGCCACGAUCGGCGUCGACUUCGCGCUCAAGGUGAUCAACUGGGACGGCCAGACGCUCGUGCGCCUGCAGCUGUGGGACAUCGCAGGUCAGGAACGAUUUGGGAACAUGACGCGGGUGUACUACAAAGAGGCCGUGGGGGCAUUUGUGGUGUUCGAUGUGACGAGGGGCUCCACGUUUGAAGCUGUAUCUAAGUGGAAGCAUGACCUGGACAGCAAGGUGAAGCUGGCUAAUGGCAACCCCAUCCCCUCGGUACUGCUCGCCAACAAAUGUGACCAGAAGAAGGAGAGCUCCAACAACACAGCCCUAAUGGACAAUUUUUGCAAAGAGACUGGCUUUCUGGGCUGGUUUGAAACCUCAGCUAAGGACAACAUCAACGUGGACGAGGCGGCACGUUUCCUGGUAGAGAAUAUCUUGGCCAACGACAAAGGUUUGCCAUACGAGGAGAGCAACGGAGACCGGAUCAAACUGGACCAGGAGACUGUGGCUGCUGAGAGCAAGUCAGGCUGCUGCUAACACUCAAGAGUCCACUCACAUUAUCCACCAGCUUCCCCGUCGGAAAGGGUCCAAUGCCUGUGCCCAUCCCGCGGCUCUCAAGCCUCUACUGCAGCCUCUCAGAGGAAUAUGAACUUUUUGGGUCUUCAAAGCUCCAAGAACCUCUCCUCCCUGCGACGCUGCCCAUUUGACCUGCACGUCCAAGUUUUUCACUGUAGAUUUACAUUGGCCAGAGUAGAAGCCCGAUUUUAUCUUGAUCUUGUCAUUGGCUUUACCAUGCCGUUUCCUCCUUUGUCCCACAUCUCCGAACCACAGGGUCUUUAUUAUUGUGGUUGUCUCAUCACGUAUUCCCCUGAUUGUGUAUUCCACCACCACCAACUAUGAACUCCACCCAGCCUUCCACCCUUGACCCCGCAGCUCCCCAUCUUGCCCUGACAGGCUGUGAAGCACUUGAUUGUUCCACACUUCAGAAGGGUUGGAAACUGUGCGCAACACUGAGAAACAUGAACAAAAACAACCUGUAGCCUCUUAAUUUCUGUCACUUUGGUCUAUUCUCUAUUCUCUCUGUAACCUUGUCAUUCAAGUGAAACAAAACACUUCAUUGUUUACUGUCUAUUUGAAGUCUUUCUUCAGUCUACAUGAACAUUGCUGCCCCUUAAAGCAUACAUCGUACAACACACUUAUGUGUGUGUAAAGCAUCACAGCUGAGCAAUAUCAAGGUGUUAUUGCAGCUUGUUGCUCGUUGUUGUCACGAAUUGUCGUCUUUAUGCUGUAUUUUCUCUGAAAUAAUUGUGCCAUAAUACCAUUUUUUUCACAUUUUAGUAGGAGGGUCACACUUUUUCCUUGUUCACUCAUAGUUUUGCAAGGAGAUAGACGGACAAAAAACUCUAAUGAUGGUGGUAAUAUAUGAGACACUGAGAAUCUUUAUUUGUCCACCAGUACAACAAUGUAAAUCUGAUUUACAGUAUGGAUUUUUAAAAUGUGCCAGGUCGCGCAUUACACUACUGGUGAGAUAAAAACACAGAGGACUACACUCUCUUGAAAGUAUGGAUAGUAAUUUGUUCGAAUGAAAUAUGAAGGUUUUUUUUAACAUGGAGAUGUUUACAUGUGGAAAAAAAACUUAAAAUCAAAAAAAAUGCAGAAUAAACAUUUUAACAGAUGUGUUGUGUUCUAGUAAUUAGACUGUCUGACCACAUGUAUUUAUCCAAUUGAUUAUUUGUGUUAUCAAAUGUAUUUAUGUAUGUACGUAGUAACAAAACACAGGCACAUGCUCCAAAUCAUACACAAUUCAUUCAAUCAUAUAACCUGCUGAUUAGCUAUGUGAAUGAGUUAAGGUGGUCUGCACCACACAUGGUACUAUUUUUGGAUCAAACACAGUAAAAACCAUUUUGUUCCCCUGUUUGGAUUUUACAGCUUUUUUUACCCAAGUUGAUGUUUCAGAUUAUGAAAUGUUUUCGGUCUUACUGGCAUCUCUUGGAUCAAGUCAGGUCCGCGGGGAUUGUUCUAUUAUUUACACAUUUCUUAUUGGCAUUAUGUACAAACGCUAAUGCCUGGUGCUGGUAAUUGUACAUUCUUAGGUUUUGCAGUAGAUUUUAAAUGGCAGUAAAUUGGUAUUACCAUGCUACAGUUUCUUAGUAGUUCUUUGUAAGUGAGGGGCAACACCAAUUUGUCACUAGGCCUUAGAUAUUGGCUUACUUAAUGAAAGGCACAGAUUAACGACAAAAGGCAAAUUAAUUACACAAAUGAGGUUUUUCACUUCCAUAUAACCACCCUUGUAUAGAUUCAACACAGUACUGUAUGUAUGAAAAGUUACCAUUAAAGUUGUUUAGUUCAAGUUAGUUAAAAAAAAAAUCUUAGUGUGCUUAAAUACAAAAUGUACCAGAAAAACCUACCUAUUGUGUUAAGUGUACCUCGAAGAAACUCCCAGCAUAAACCGCAAUGAAUAAAGUUGUAUGGGUAAAAAUUA